This is a messenger RNA of Carya illinoinensis, 465 nucleotides long. Its product is annotated as copper transporter 6-like. Lineage: Eukaryota; Viridiplantae; Streptophyta; Magnoliopsida; Fagales; Juglandaceae. Gene Ontology annotation, molecular function: copper ion transmembrane transporter activity. The record is from RefSeq and is a predicted model, not a curated record. The transcript has a single exon. Bases 1 to 465 code for a protein of 154 amino acids. Gene Ontology annotation, biological process: copper ion transmembrane transport; intracellular copper ion homeostasis. Gene Ontology annotation, cellular component: plasma membrane.
AUGUCUAAUGAACAUGAUAAUGGAGAUCACAUGGACAUGCCUCCUUCCGGAACCAUGCCGAAUGGUGGCAUGAGCAACCAAAUGAUGAUGCACAUGAGCUUCUACUGGGGCAAAGAUGCUAUAGUCCUAUUCUCCGGAUGGCCCAACCAAAACCUCGGCAUGUACAUGUUGGCUCUCUUCUUUGUCUUUUUUCUAGCCCGAGCUACAGAGGUCCUAUCUAUCUUGCCGGCUGUGAAGUCGGGGACGAAACUGAUUGUGGGCGAGUUGACUCAGGCCACUGUCUAUGCCUUUCGCAUGGGUUUAGGUUACUUAGUCAUGCUCUCCGUCAUGUCCUUCAACCUUGGAAUCUUCAUAGCCACGGUGGCAGGUCAUGCCCUUGGGUUCUUCAUCAUCAAGACUCGUGCCAUUGCCAUAGCCAAACCUGCCGAGAACAUGUCCUCCCCCAAUAUCAUGUCUAAAGUUUAA